This is a messenger RNA of Candida tropicalis MYA-3404, 1158 nucleotides long. Its product is annotated as tRNA 1-methyladenosine methyltransferase subunit. Lineage: Eukaryota; Fungi; Ascomycota; Pichiomycetes; Serinales; Debaryomycetaceae. Gene Ontology annotation, biological process: tRNA methylation. Gene Ontology annotation, cellular component: nucleus; tRNA (m1A) methyltransferase complex. The record is from RefSeq and is a predicted model, not a curated record. Bases 1 to 1158 code for a protein of 385 amino acids. The transcript has a single exon.
AUGCAAAAUCGCACUGUAAACCAAGACCAAACAGAGAUGAAAAGAAAAAAAAAAAAAAUUCAGCAGAUGAGAUACAGUAUAUGCAACUUUGUUUUCACUACUUUUAACCAUUAUCUAGUAGUAUUCAUACCGUAUAAUAUGUCCUUUUUUGAAUAUAAAGAUACUAUCGAAGAAGGGGAUUUAGUCCUUGCCUAUGUCACCAGAGCUUUAAUUAAGCCUAUAUUUGUCAAGAAGGGAGAGAUCUUCAAUACAAGAUACGGUCAUUUCGAACAUGAUAAAAUGAUUGGAUUGAAAUAUGGUGAACAAAUGCCAGGAGCCAAAGGCUAUGGUUUUAUUCAUUUGUUGUAUCCAACACCAGAAUUAUGGACAUUGUCUUUACCACAUAGAACACAAAUUGUUUAUACACCAGACUCAUCUUAUAUUAUCCAAAGAUUGAAUGUUGCACCAGGAUCAAGAAUUAUUGAAGCAGGAACUGGAUCAGCUUCAUUCACUCAUUCAUUUGCAAGAACUGUUACUUCACUGGGGAAAGUCUUUACAUAUGAAUUUCAUGAACCUAGAUAUUUGGAAGCAAAGAAAGAAUUGGAAGAACACAAUUUAACAAACACAACCAUUACUCAUCGUGAUGUCUGUCAUGGGGGAUUUAACAUCGAAAAUGAAACCAUCAAUGGUGACGUUGUCUUUUUAGAUUUACCAUCUCCAUGGGACGCUAUACCACAUCUUGAAUCUGUUAUCUCAACCACAAAGAGAGUCGGUAUUUGUUGUUUCUCUCCAUGUAUCGAACAAGUAGAUAGAACAGUGAAAAAGUUAGAAGAGCUUGGGUGGACAAAUAUUGAAAUGGUUGAAGUUUCAUCAAGACGUUGGGGAGUAAGAAAAGAAAUGGUUAGAACUGUGGAAGAUGCUGUCAUGAGAAUAAGAGAUAUCCAAGGAGUAAGAAAAACAGGUAUAGAGAUUAUGAAAAGAGGAUCAUCUGAAGAACCACCUGCUAAGAUCCAGAAAACAGGAAAAGGUUAUAAAACUCCAAAGAAGAGCUCAAAGGUUAAGGAAGGAGAUGAAAACUACGAAUGGCUUAACGUUACCAAAUCAGAAUCAGAAAUCAAAAGUCACACAUCAUACUUGACAUUUGCAUACAAAGUACCGAAGAAGGAGGAAACUGAAUAA